GCGGGGCAGCGGCGGGGACUGUAGCGGAGGCCGCGGCGCGCUCCCGCCAUGGCCAGGAAGCGCAAGGCAUCGCCCCGGCCAGCGGCUGCCAGCAAGAGGCGCUCGGGGCGGCUGGGGCCGCGGCGGGGCGAGGAGGCAGAGGAUGAUAGUGAAGAGAAAAACCCCAGUCGAAAAAAGAAUGACUCAAAAGCUCCAGCUAGGAAGAAAAAAGAAGAUUGUGAUACUGGAGUUUCCAACUUGGCAAAGAAGCCUUCAGAACAAAAGUCACUAAUAAAAGAAAAUAAAAAAAAUACUAGAAAGAAAGGGACUCUUAACACAGAGGAAACGUGCAGUGACUCGCUGAAUCCCCCACAGAAGGAGAUAAAGUUGAAGAGAGAAUCUCCUAUUAAAAAAGAGAUGGAUGAAGACAACACUGAUGGUGAUGAUGAAAGUGAAGAUGAAUGGGAAGACGUGGAAGAACUCCAGGAACCUGCCACAGAGAAGUCAGAAGAAGCUGCUGUUCUACCAGCAGUGGUGCUGCCAAGCAAUCCUGUUGAGAUAGAGAUUGAAACCCCAGAGCAGAUGAAGAAAAGAGAGAGGAGAGAAAAAAGAAAAGCUGAGUUUGAGAUGUAUCUUCGGAGAAUGAUGAAACGUUUCAGCAAGGAAGUUCGUGAGGACACACAUAAGGUUCACCUCUUGUGUUUAUUAGCAAAUGGUUUCUAUAGAAACAGGAUCUGCAGCGAGCCAGAUCUCCAUGCCAUUGGUCUGUCCAUCAUCCCCACCCACUUCACAAAAGUGCCUACACGCAAAGUGGACCAUCUCUACCUUUCCAACUUGGUGAAAUGGUUUGUUGGAACCUUCACUGUCAAUGAUGAACUUUCCACAGAAAAAGGAGAGUCCCUUCAGUCAACCUUGGAGAGGCGCUUUGCCAUCUAUGCUGCACGAGAUGAUGAGGAGUUAGUUCAUAUCUUUUUAAUUAUCCUGCGAGCAUUGCAGCUGCUGUGUCGCCUCGUGCUCUCUUUUCAGCCUGUUCCUCUCAAGGAGAUAAAAGCAAAGGGAAAAAACCCAUACAAGAGGCAGUCUUUCAGCAGUACCUCUGAGGGGUGGGAGAGCUCUGCCACAACACCCAAAGCUGUAGCAAAAAAAUGCCCCUGCAAAAAAACCAAGCAGGAUGAGAAAUCCUCAGAGAGCAAGGAUGACAACAAGGAGACAAAGAAACACACAACUGCUCACACCAAAAAGACACACAAAUCAAAGCAAGGACAGAAUGAAUCUAGUGAUGAGGAAUACAGUUUAGCAGAAAAAGAUGUGCCAGUCAGGCCCAAGAACACUCGCCGGAGACGAGUGGCCUCCAAAGUGUGUUACAAAGAAGAGAGUGGAAGUGAUGAAGGCAGUGGUUCGGACUUUGUGGUUUCAGAGGAGGAGAGUGACCUUUCUGAUCAUGAUUUUGAACCUGUCUCCAAAAGGCAGAGGAACUCACUAGGUUCCCAGAAGCCAAAGGUAAUGGCUAUAAAAAGCCCAAAAGCUGAGACUUCAGAAUUGAGGCAAUCCAGAAAUUCCUGUGGAACUGAGCCUAAACCAGCACCAAGUACAGCUGCAGCUUUGCCUCACACACAGAAGAAGAGGAAUAAAAUAAUUUCUAGUGAUGAGGAUGAUGGACUGGAGGUAAGGAAAGCAAUGGGCACAGACCAGUGGCUGGAGGUUUUCCUUGAAUGUGAGGACAAGUGGGUGUGUGUAGACUGUGUUCAUGGCAACGUUGGCCAGCCCCAGCUGUGCUUCACGUAUGCCACAAAGCCUCUUUUCUACAUUGUGGGAUUUGACAAUGAUGGAAAUGUCAAGGAUGUGACGCAGAGAUAUGACCCAGUGUGGAUGACUGUAACAAGGAAGAGUCGUGUGGACCCUGAGUGGUGGGAAGACACACUGCAGCCAUAUAGAAGUCCCAAUGUGGAAAGAGACAAGAAGGAGGAAAUUGAGUUUCAAGUUAAGCUUCAAGAUCAGCCUCUACCAACAACAAUUGGAGAGUACAAAGACCACCCUCUGUAUGCGCUGAAGAGGCACCUCUUGAAAUUCCAGGCGAUCUAUCCUGAGUCAGCUGCUAUCCUGGGGUACUGUAGGGGAGAGGCUGUCUACUCCAGAGACUGCGUACACACGUUGCACUCCAAGGACACUUGGCUGAAGCAAGCUCGAGUGGUGAGGAUUGGAGAAGUGCCUUACAAGAUGGUGAAAGGCUUCUCCAACCAGGCGAGGAAGGCGCGCCUGGCAGAGCCCGCCAACUGCGACAAGGCGGACCUGCCGCUCUUUGGGCGCUGGCAGACGGAGGAGUAUCAGCCGCCUGUGGCAGUGGAUGGAAAGGUUCCUCGGAAUGAAUACGGAAAUGUCUAUCUCUUCCUGCCAUCCAUGUUACCUGUUGGCUGUGUACAGCUGAGACUCCCCAAUCUGAACAGAUUAGCACGGAAGUUGGACAUUGACUGUGCUCAGGCCAUCACUGGAUUUGAUUUUCACGGUGGCUACUCGCACCCAGUUACUGAUGGCUACGUUGUCUGUGAGGAGUAUAAAGACAUCCUCCUUGCUGCCUGGGAGAAUGAACAAGCAGAAAUCGAAAAGAAGGAGAAGGAGAAGCGUGAGAAAAGAGCUCUGGGGAAUUGGAAGCUGCUGACAAAAGGACUUCUCAUCAGAGAGAGACUGAAACAACGCUACUCCAUCAAGACUGAGCCAGCACUUGAGACAGAGAAAGGAAGAGAGUUCUCUUCUGAUGAAGAAGAGGGUCCGAGUUCAGAGACUGCAGUAGAGAGUGCGGCUAUUUCUUGGCCCCAGAAUCGCCAGUUAGAGAAAAAAAGAGAAGAAAAGGCAACCAGAAAGAGCAAGCGAGAAAAGAAAGGAGAGGCAGCACAGUUGUUCCCUUUUGAGAAACUGUGAUCAGAAUGAGCUUUUCAUUGCUGUUUCCAGGUGCAAGAACACCAGUCACAACAAAAGCAUCCUUUGCCAGUUACAGACUUAGCCCUUCUGUGCACUUGUGCUUCUGAGCUAUUGGGAACCAACUCAAUUCAGUACCAAGAGUUUAUUUUGCUGUUACAGGUCAUGAGCAUUGUCCUUUAUCCUUGGACUUAGGAGAAGCAGAUGUACAGUUGUACCUUCCAAGAUCACUUUGUGCUGUUGAGUUUUCUGUUCUCUUUUGCAUCUCUUAGCACUAGUAAUUCUGUUUUCCAGGACAUUCCUUUCAUUAGCACUGUCUUCCCAUUAUUCUCUGUUUCAUUUUUUCCUGCUUGCUGACAACUAAAGCAGGGAGCUGCUGUUUAACAGUCUGUGGUGAGCUGGCCAGAGGACCACUACCACCCUCUUUGAUUCAUACCAUAUCCAAAUUAGUGGUGAGAUAAGAGUUCUGGUCAUACUAAUGGUUUCAUCAUCACAGAGAGGAAAUACUUCAUCUAAGGUGUAAAGAAAUAAGGAAUCAAGAUUAGAGGAAUCUGAACAUUUACUUUCUAAAGAAUACCUGCCUUUUGUGAAAACACAGGUGUUCUUUCUUUGCUUUCAGAAAUCUUGUGCACUAGAAGAGAGAAGCCCAGUCCUGCUUUCAAACUUCAGGUUAAAUGUGUUGUCUUAAGUAAUCUGAAUAUAUACAUGUUUGUUUCAGUUUUGUUUUCUCAAGACCCUGUGGAUACAUUUCAGAUGAAAACAUGUAGAACUGUCUGAAUGUCACUGUCAGAAAGGGAACUCACUGAAACCAGAGAGCUCUUGUAAGUGGUACCCAAUACCUACGUGUUUAAAAACUGUUGAGGGAGGAAUGUUGAAUCUAUACAAACUUUCCUGCAGUUUUGUAAUAGAAAUGCUGAUCUGUCUUCUGCAGUAGUUUUAUAUAACUGCAGUAGUUUUAUAUAACUAAGUCAUAGUGAGACUGUCUCUUCAGAAAUAGAGAGGAAUACUGUCUUGUGAUUGCUGGACAUUGUCACAGAAGAAAGAUUGAAAUCUAGGAAAAUGGCUUACAUUUAAUGAUGUUGAAAAUAAAAGCUCUAUUUUUGUAUUGUAUUUGUAGAGCAAAAUAAAAUAUGGAAAAAGA
Messenger RNA from Colius striatus (speckled mousebird), 4033 nucleotides. It is a transcript of the gene XPC, whose product is annotated as XPC complex subunit, DNA damage recognition and repair factor. Gene Ontology annotation, biological process: nucleotide-excision repair; mismatch repair. The coding region runs from base 49 to 2895 and encodes 948 amino acids. The transcript is spliced from 16 exons. The record is from RefSeq and is a predicted model, not a curated record. Gene Ontology annotation, cellular component: nucleus; nucleotide-excision repair factor 2 complex; cytoplasm. Gene Ontology annotation, molecular function: single-stranded DNA binding; damaged DNA binding. NCBI's taxonomy places the organism in Eukaryota, Metazoa, Chordata, Aves, Coliiformes, Coliidae.